Dovyalis caffra is the source of this 639-nucleotide messenger RNA. Lineage: Eukaryota; Viridiplantae; Streptophyta; Magnoliopsida; Malpighiales; Salicaceae. The record is from the annotation of a GenBank genome assembly.
AUGGCUGUUUAUAACCAUGAUGUGGAGUUGGAUGAGUUUUUCUCUAUAAAUUUGCAUUCUCUUCUGAAGCUUUCACUUACGAAAGUUUGGAUAAAUGAUCAUGCGGUUAGGAAGCUUGUUGCUUCAUGUCCUUUAAUUGAUGAUAUAUCCCUGGAUCGCUGUUCGGGUUUCAAAAAUAUUGAUGCCGUUGGGGGGCUUCUUCAGCUCAAGAAGAUUCAAAUCUGCUUAUACUUGGAUCUAGUAGAUGGCGUUGAGAUCGAAUCAUGUCCGGAAAGUUCCCAUUUUUUGUUCAGUUUACGUUCUGAGCAGCAUAUCCUCAAAGUGGAUACCUGUCAAAGUCUCAAAAGUUUACACCCCUCUAGUUCUUUUGUGACGGACCUGUUAUUCCAACAUUUUGCCUCAAAGUUUCCAGUCCUUGAGAGUUUGACAAUUAGUGAGUGCCGGAAAUCGAAACAGAUGAAAAUUUCGCGCUGGAGCCUUGAGAGUUGGGAAAUCAGUUCUUGCAUAAAUAUAGUGGAUAUUGAGAUUGAUACUCCAAAUUUAUUUACAUGCAAUUAUCAUGGUUUUGCUGUCCUCCAUCAUGUCAAUGGCAACUUGAAUUUGACCUGCUUUACUCCGUCAACAUUCUUUGGUUCAUGA